This is a messenger RNA of Cynoglossus semilaevis (tongue sole), 1363 nucleotides long. RefSeq names its product myosin light chain, phosphorylatable, fast skeletal muscle a (gene mylpfa). The transcript has 7 exons. Gene Ontology annotation, molecular function: calcium ion binding. The record is from RefSeq and is a predicted model, not a curated record. Lineage: Eukaryota; Metazoa; Chordata; Actinopteri; Pleuronectiformes; Cynoglossidae. The coding region runs from base 110 to 622 and encodes 170 amino acids.
AGAUUGGCCUGUGCAGGGGUAUAUAAGCCCCCCGGGAUGGAGGUAUAACGCGGCUUCACACAAUCUUGUCUUUCUUGAUCAACCGAACCUCCACUCAUACCGUCUCAAGAUGGCACCAAAGAAGGCCAAGAGGAGGCAGGCAGCAGGAGACAGCGGCUCCUCCAAUGUGUUCUCCAUGUUUGAGCAGAGCCAGAUUCAGGAGUACAAGGAGGCUUUCACAAUCAUUGACCAGAACAGAGAUGGUAUCAUCAGCAAAGACGACCUUAGGGACGUUCUGGCCUCAAUGGGCCAGCUGAACGUGAAGAAUGAGGAGCUGGAAGCCAUGAUCAAGGAGGCCAGCGGCCCCAUCAACUUCACCGUCUUCCUCACCAUGUUCGGCGAGAAGCUGAAGGGUGCUGACCCCGAGGACGUUAUCCUCAGCGCCUUCAAGGUCCUGGACCCCGAGGGUACUGGAACCAUCAAGAAGCAAUUCCUGGAGGAGCUCCUGACCACUCAGUGCGACAGGUUCUCCAAGGAUGAGAUUAAGAACAUGUGGGCCGCCUUCCCCCCAGAUGUUGCUGGCAACGUAGACUACAAGAACAUCUGCUAUGUCAUCACACACGGAGAGGAGAAGGAGGAGUAAAGAGAACACCAGAAGACAAGAAAGACAGCAAUCCCUUUGCUUUUCUGCCUUCCCUGUCCUUUUCUCUCCUCCUCUUCCUCCCUGCUAACCCUCUGUGUUAAACCCAUGUGCUCAGCCGCCCAUGUUCUAACCAAAGACUUGUCACAAGGACACGUGGGUGGGUGACACAUGGUGGUGUCUAUGUGUGCUUAUGGGGAAUAGGGAUGAUUUUCAAUAAAAUAAUCUUGUAAAAAAUCAUUUCCAUCCACAAGACUUUCUCAAAACACCUUUCCUUUCCUUGCAAACAGUCUGCUGCCCCCUCACCUCUUUGUCUGUGUCUCCUCACACUUCAGCCUCUGAGGUGUUUUGUAUGAAUGAGACCACCUCUCGGUAUCUGAGAGGGAGGGCUUUUAGAACUGCCGAGUGGUACACAAAUAACAAAGGACUUCAUUCCAAAUUUUGAAGAUGUCCUGUUGGGUAGACGAGGUGAGAGGAGGGAGAGUGUUGGCAGGUCGAGAGGACAAAGAAGUUGCCUCCUUAAAGUGACGGCAACUUUUGAAUUUUCUUUUUCUCUUAAAAGCAAAUGAAGGAGAGGAGAAAAAGGGGCGAAAGAAAACAUUCAAGUCUUCGAUUUCUUUCUCUCCACUCCUUCCUGCGAAUGAACAAAUCACCUUCUGUUUCCAUAAGCUGUCUCAACCUCAGUGGCUGGACUCUUCCUCACCUUUCCUCUGUACUGAAUAAAGGGAAAAACUGUGAAUAAAA